Molecule: messenger RNA, 3291 nt
Organism: Cavia porcellus (domestic guinea pig)
Lineage: Eukaryota; Metazoa; Chordata; Mammalia; Rodentia; Caviidae
Gene: Neto2
Product: neuropilin and tolloid like 2
Exons: 9
Coding region: 295-1872 (525 amino acids)
Cellular component (GO): postsynaptic density
Molecular function (GO): ionotropic glutamate receptor binding
Source: RefSeq, a predicted model, not a curated record
CGGAGCCCGCGCCUGGCGGCUAGUGGGGUGGUUUGUGUGUUCCCUGCACGCGCCAGCGCCCCCUCGGCUCCCAGGCGGUCGAUGGGACGCAGCGCCGCCGACCGGGGGGCGUCGGCCGUCGGGGCGCGUGUGCUGCGCGGGAGGCCGGCGCGGGACCGGGCCAUGGUGGGCUGCAGGACCUGAGCUUGUCCGCGCGGGGCGGCCGGGGACAGCCAUGGGAACGGAGCGGAGCCGUCGCCGCGCCGCGCCCUGAGCGCCACCUCGGCCCCGCCGAAGCGCGGGCCACUCGCGAACAUGGCCCUGGAGCAGCUGCGCGCGGCCUUGAAAGUGUUGUUAAUAACAGUACUUGUAGUGGAAGGGAUCGCUGUGGCCCAAAAGACCCAAGAUGGACAAAAUAUUGGGAUCAAGCACAUUCCUGCAACUCAGUGUGGCAUUUGGGUUCGAACCAGCAAUGGGGGUCAUUUUGCUUCACCAAAUUAUCCUGAUUCAUAUCCACCAAACAAGGAAUGUAUCUACAUUUUGGAAGCUGCUCCACGUCAAAGAAUAGAGCUGACCUUUGAUGAACAUUAUUAUAUAGAACCAUCAUUUGAAUGUCGGUUUGAUCACUUGGAGGUUCGAGAUGGGCCAUUUGGUUUUUCUCCUCUUAUAGAUCGCUACUGUGGCAUGAAAAGCCCUCCAUUAAUUAGAUCAACAGGGAGAUUCAUGUGGAUUAAGUUUAGUUCUGAUGAAGAACUUGAAGGACUGGGAUUUCGUGCAAAAUACUCAUUUAUUCCAGAUCCAGACUUUACUUACCUAGGAGGUAUUUUAAAUCCUAUCCCAGAUUGCCAGUUUGAGCUGUCAGGAGCUGAUGGAAUAGUGCGUUCCAGUCAGGUAGAACAAGAAGAGAAAACAAAACCAGGCCAAGCAGUUGAUUGCAUUUGGACAAUUAAAGCUACUCCAAAAGCUAAGAUUUAUUUGAGAUUUCUAGAUUAUCAAAUGGAGCACUCGAAUGAAUGCAAAAGAAACUUUGUUGCAGUCUAUGAUGGAAGUAGUGCUAUUGAAAAUCUGAAAGCCAAGUUCUGCAGCACUGUGGCUAAUGAUGUGAUGCUUAAAACAGGAGUCGGCGUGAUCCGAAUGUGGGCCGAUGAAGGCAGUCGGCUUAGCAGGUUCAGAAUGCUCUUUACGUCCUUUGUGGAGCCUCCCUGCACAGGCAGCACUUUCUUCUGCCAUAGCAACAUGUGCAUCAAUAACUCCUUAGUCUGCAAUGGUGUUCAGAACUGUGCGUACCCUUGGGAUGAGAAUCACUGCAAAGAAAAGAAGAAAGCUGGCCUAUUUGAACAAAUCACUAAAACUCAUGGGACAAUUAUUGGUGUUACAUCAGGGAUUGUCUUGGUUCUUCUCAUUAUUUCUAUUUUAGUACAAGUAAAACAACCCCGGAAAAAGGUCAUGGCUUGCAAAACUGCGUUUAAUAAAACUGGGUUCCAAGAAGUGUUUGAUCCUCCUCAUUAUGAACUAUUUUCACUAAGGGACAAAGAGAUUUCUGCAGACCUGGCAGACUUGUCAGAAGAACUGGACAAUUACCAGAAGAUGCGGCGCUCAUCCGCUGCCUCCCGGUGCAUUCAUGACCAUCACUGUGGGUCACAGGCAUCCAGCGUCAAACAGAGCAGGACCAACCUCAGUUCCAUGGAACUUCCUUUCCGAAAUGAUUUCGCGCAACCACAGCCAAUGAAAACUUUCAAUAGCACCUUCAAGAAAAGUAGCUACACUUUCAAACAGGCACAUGAGUGCCCUGAACAGGCCCUCGAAGACAGAGUAAUGGAAGAGAUUCCCUGUGAAAUUUAUGUCAGAGGGCGAGAAGACUCUGCACAAGCAUCCAUAUCCAUCGACUUUUAGUGACAUUAAUUACUAAGUAUGUGUGUAUGCAGCCUACAGAGCACCCAUUCUGUUUGCAGUGGUUGGUCCUUUUUUCCAGUCCAAACCAUGCAGACCUUCAUUUCCUGUUAACCAUGGUAAUAGUGAUGUUUUUUAUUUUCUCAGGCAGUACUAUCUGUUAAACCAACCUAGGAGCUCAGUGUAUUCAAGGAGAUCUCAUCACCACCUGUUGCCGGCAUCAUCUGAACAAAGCACGAUGGUUGGCGAGCAGUCAAAGAAGGGAGUGUUGUUGAGCUGGGCUCUGGCUGCCCCUUAGUUUCAGCAUUGGAAAUGCUGCUCCUGACUAACAGAGCUUUGUCACUGUUUUAAUCCCACCGCAAAUUUAAGAGUAAAAUUUAUCUUACAUUUCUUUUAUUCCUCUUUAAAUUUAAUUUGCUGUAAAUCCCAGUGGUGUCCCAGUUCAGGUUCUCACAUAAGUGGUUCUGCAGCGUACUGCACUAAAGCACAGGUAUUUGUUCCUCCGUUUCCCAGACACAGGCACUGUGGUGAGGGCCAGUUAGGAAUUGUUUCUUUCAUUUCUCCUUGACUAAUUUCUGCAGUGCUGCCUUUUAGUGGCUGGACAGUUUAGUCCUUCCUUCCUGUGAGAAGUAGAUAUGGUUUAUACCUUUAAAUCAUAUUUUUCCUAGUUACAUUAGAAAAUUGUAUCAUCCUGAGGUGUGUGUGCCUAGCCGAUUUAGCAAAGAAUUUGACAAAGAUAAAGACUUGUGUAAGCCUUAAGAUGGCCUGCGUGCGGUCAGAGGCAGCGACAUCCCUUUCACUCCGUGGCAGUCAUUUGGCCCACUGGAGGGGACCUGCAGGCACAUUGCUUUGCAGCCAUGCUCACCCCAGAUCCGUGUUUUCUGUUAUUUUUGUUGAAAAAAAGAUUACUUUGCUCCCAUUCUGUUGGUUCAUUUUUUGGCAUAUGGUAACCAAGAUUGUGUGAGAGCUAAAGGAAAAUUCUCUGGAAAAUUCUUUGUGUGUGCAUUUAAAUUGCUUCCUUCUUGGAACAGUACAUUUUUCUAGCUAUUAUGAAAAUAACAAUUUCAACUUUUUUUUAAACUGCACUUUUGACCUUAUUUUUUUUAUGGUAUAUAGAAUAGUAAUUUAUAAACAUGCUAUAAAAACUCUUGGUUUUUUUUUUUAGACUUUUGAUAUCAUUUGAUACUGUACAAUCUUUAUUAUAUCUAAAUUAAAGGUCUACAUGACAGAUUUCUUUCACUAUUCCCAUUAGUGGCUUUGUAUGCUGUGAUGGAACUGUUCACUCUAAUUUAUUAUAAACAUGUUGGUAUAUGUACAUAAGCUUUUUCUUUCCUUUUGUAUUUAGUUUGUGAUAAUUUUUCACUGUGUGAUAUUUAUUGCUCUAAGUCACUACACAAUAUUAAAAUAUGCAUUGUUACUUGA